UAACAGUGCUGCUUAACCUAGAGUGAUCAUGAGACCCAACUGCAGCUGGAUUGGGCCCGAGAUCCCCCUGUCCUCUGAGAUCUUCAGUGCCAUCAAAGAUGAGCUGUGGCUGUUCCUGAUCCCAGCUGGUUUGGCUCUGCUCACUCUGGCUCUGUUUCUGGAGGAGGUGGGCUUCUUCCUGCGCCAUGUCCCCUCCCCCCGACGAAGACAGCUGUCCCUCUGGAUCCUGGGCAUUUACCCAGUGUUUGCUCUGAGCUCUCUGGUGGCGCUGUAUGUUCCUCGCUCCUCCUCCCUCUGCAAUUUUCUGGCUUCACUGUACCACUCGUUCACUCUGCUCAAGUUUAUGGGGCUGAUCACAGACCUGUUUGGAGGACAGGACACCAUGAUGCGCGUGCUCUCUGGACAGACCGUCUCCCCUGACCCUUUCCCCUGCUGCUGCUGCUGUUGCCUGCCCCUAGUGGCAGUUAAUAGGAGCAGUCAGGCCUGGAUGAUGGCGGCCGUGUUGCAGCUGUCGGUGGUGCGCAGUGUCCUGUUUUUUGUCACCCUGGUGCUGUGGACAGACGAGCGGUACGACUAUGGGGACAUGAACUCAGUAGACCCUAACCUGUAUGUGAAUGCCAUCAUCGGAGUGUCCACGUUUGUGUCCUUCUAUGGGCACCUGCUGUUCUACAAGGCCACACGGAGAGCCCUCCCGGGGUACAGUCUCAGGGCCAAGUUCGGCUGCAUCAUUGUUGUGCUGGUGCUGUGUGGGCUUCAGAGCAGCAUCCUAGAGACCAUGGGCGCUCUGAGAGUCAUCCCCUGUACCCCACCCUUCUCUGUACUGGCCCGCUCUCAGUUGAUCUACCACUACUGUGUGAUCGUGGAGAUGUUUUGCAUCAGCCUGUAUGCCCGCCACACAUUCAGGAAAGUGGAGCCCAGCCUGGCCCACGACCAGGAAGAAGAGGCAGCUACAGGUGCAAGGAGGCAGGAGGAGAAGGCCGUGCAGACCCAGAGCAGGGACCAAAGCUGGGGCGUCAGGAGGGACCGUCACAGGGGCGCUGGAGCAAUGGACCACAGGGGACAGAGUGGGGAUCAGGGCUGGGACAUUGGGGCAGUGGACAGACGCGACAGUGGGGACAGUCUGUGCCGGAUCGAGCACGCACCACUGGAGACAUUCAGCUUCCCAAAUAAAAGGCCCAAACCUGGAGAGGAGACCAGCACUGUCACCGUGGAGAUGAGACCGGAGACCACUUCUGUUACUGUAAUAUGACUCCGUUCAUUAUUUAAUGUAAAUAAGACUAAAGGAAGCUUUUCUGAAAUGUUUGCUUUUAUUUAUUUUGCUUUCACUUUGCAUGGUACAGUUUUAACUUGCACUUGGGGAUGUAGUGACAACUUUGUUAACUGACAAUGGUUUCCUGAAGUGUCCCUGAGCCCAUGUGGUAAUAUCCUUUGCACAUUCAUGUCUGUUUUUGAUACUUUACCGCCUGAGGGAUCAAAGGUCACGUGCAUUCAAUACUUGUUUUCGGCCUUGCCGCCUACGUGCAGAUAUUUCUCUAGAUUCUCUGAAUCUUUUGAUGAUAUUAUGGACUUUAGAUGAUGAAAUCCCUAAAUUCCUUGCAAUUGUACGUUGAGAAACCUUGUUUUUAGACUGUUGGACUAUUUGCUCACGCAGUUGUUUAAAGUGGUGAACCUCGCCCCAUCCUUGCUUGUGAAUGACUGAGCCCUUCGGGGAUGCUCCUUUUAUAUCCAAUCAUGACACUCACCUGUUUCCAAUUAACCUGUUCACCUGUGGAACGUUCCAGACAUGUGUAUUUUAAGCAUUCCUCAACUUUCCCAUUCUUUUGUUGCCUCUG
Periophthalmus magnuspinnatus is the source of this 1832-nucleotide messenger RNA. Its product is annotated as organic solute transporter subunit alpha. Lineage: Eukaryota; Metazoa; Chordata; Actinopteri; Gobiiformes; Gobiidae. Gene Ontology annotation, biological process: transport. The coding region runs from base 29 to 1249 and encodes 406 amino acids. Gene Ontology annotation, molecular function: transporter activity. The record is from RefSeq and is a predicted model, not a curated record. The transcript is spliced from 7 exons.